GGCGGAGUUUCUCGUUUCUGCUGGAAAAGUCUGUGGCUGGGCUGAGGGAAGUCAGAGUAGCCUUAUUGUUGGACGAAAGAGGAUACUCACCUGUUGACGAGCAGCGGUCUGAUUUCAAUACAGCUUUAAUCAACUCGGUUUCCGAUCUGAGAUUGUCCGAGUCUGAGCCUUCACCAUGACGGACACGCUUUUACCAAACGGCGUCAAAGACAGCGGAGGGGACAGCAAUUAUUUUACAAAGGGCUGUAACCCGUUCGCCCAGACUGGACGAAGCAAGCUGCAGAAUCAGCGAGCCAGUCUGAACCAGCAGAUCAUCAAGCAGAUGAGGAUGAGGGCUGGAGCUGAGAACCUGCUGAGGGCCACAUCUAACAACAAGGUUAAAGAGAUGGUCCUGUUGGAAUUGAGCUAUGUCAACUCCAACCUGCAGCUGCUGAUGGGAGAGCUGGAAGGACUGAACAGCUCAGUGGAGGUCUACCAGAACACCCAGGAAACAGCCAACAUCCCCUUAAUUGCUCUGGGUCUGAAGGAGACAAAAGAAGUUGACUUCUCCACUCUAUUCAAGGACUUCAUCUUGGAGCACUACAGUGAAGAUGGGAACAGUUAUGAAGAUGAGAUUGCUGAUCUCAUGGACCUGCGACAGGCUUGCAGAACGCCAAGUCGAAACGAGGCUGGGGUGGACCUGCUGGCAAAAUACUUCAGCCAUCUUCCCCUGAUGGAGGGCCGGUUCUUCUCCCCAAACCGCCAGACGGGUAUCUUCUUCACCUGGUACGACUCCUUCACAGGAGUGCCGGUAUGCCAACAGAACCUGUCACUGGAGAAGGCCAGCAUCCUCUUCAACAUGGCCGCCCUCUACUCUCAGAUCGGUACCCGUAGUGACCGACAGACAGUAGUUGGUUUAGAGAAGGCCACCUCUUCCUUCCAGAAAGCUGCAGGCCUCCUGAACCACCUGAAGGAGACAUUCACCCACACUCCCAGUUACGAUAUGAGUCCAGCCAUGCUCAGUAUGUUGAUUCGGAUGAUGCUUGCUCAGGCUCAGGAGUGUCUGUUUGAGAAGACUGCACUGCCCGGGAUCCGAAACCAGUUCUAUUCCCUGAUGAAAAUGGCCCAGGAGGCUGCAAAGGUGGCAGAAAUCUACGACCAAGUCCACCAGUCCAUGAUCCAGACACCAAUCAAAGACAAUGUCCCAUUCUUCUGGUCCACAAUGUCACAAGUCAAAACCAACCACUACCGCUCCAUGGCACAUUACUUUGUAGCCUCAGCGCUCUUAGACCACCAAUUGGAUUCCAGUGACGAUGAGGACCAGCAGGAGAAGACCUUGUCGCAGGUCUACGAUCGCCUUCCUGAGGGAGACUCUCCUCUAGACAUCCUGAAAAGUAAAGAUGAACGUGAACGCAUUGGUAAAGCACACAUUCGUCGGGCUAUCCUGGGUCAUGAGGAGGCUCUGAGGAUCUAUGCUCUAUGCCACCACUUGAACAAGCUAGACGCCCUGCAGGACAUUUUAAAAGCCAGUCACCAGCGCUCACUCAACAAGUACAGUGAACAUGAAAAUGAAGAAGAGUUUACUGACUACACAGAGGCCCCAGAUAUCAUCUCUAAAACAGAGCACAAAGCAGAGAUGGAGUUCCCUGCAACCACAAAGGUGAAAGUCACCGACUUCUUCCAGAGGCUGGGCCCUCUGUCAGUCUUCUCAGCCAAGCAGCGGUGGACAGCCCCACGGACAAUACAACUUCACCCAGAAGACAGAGACCUGGGCUUCACACUGAAAGGAGAAACACCAGUCCAGGUGGUUUCGUUGGAUCCCCUCUGCCCAGCUGCUGCUAAGGGUCUGAAAGAGGGUGACUACAUUGUUGCAGUGGGCGACACAGACUGCAAAUGGAUGGGCGUGAGUGAGGUGAUGCGGCUGCUGAAGGACGUAAACGAGGAGGGGAUCGACAUUCAGGUGGUCAGCAUGAUGGACAGUAACCCUCCAAUGCCUACCAAGAGCGCUACCUUCUGUGGAAACCUGCCUAAGACCUAUUCCAUGAUUUGUUUGGCCUAUGAUGACGACAACAAGAACCCCAAGUCCCGCAAAGUAACCAAGAAGUCAUCUUUCAUCAGCUGGGGUCUGAAGAACAAGCUGAAGAGCGCCAGCACCCUUAGCCUUCCCACAGCUGACCACUCCGGCGCCCUUCCCUGGAACAAACCCUGUCCCACCUUCCCCAGCUCUUACAACGACAGCGCACUCUACUAAGCAUCGUGCAGUACGCAGAUUAAGCCUGGUACGGCUCUAUACAGUACUGUGUUGUACCCAUACUGGACGUGCUAUGGUACAGUACCAGUGCCCUUUGUUGUUUCCACUGGAAUACUUAGCAGUAGUGUAUUUAGCUUGGAUGUCACCUAUGUAAUGAUGACAUUUCUUCCAGCUACCUUGGAAAGAGGACGUGCCAUAUACUGUUGCCUUUGUUGGUACUGUACAUGGGCACCUUCCCAGCACUGUGCAGUAUCUAAAGUAAACUGGACUGCUCACAAACAAUGGGAAAUCAUUCUGUACCGUGCCAGUAUGCGUACAGCACAGUACAACGGCACUGUAGUGGGGGGAAAAAACAGCUAUCAUUCCAGUCUAUACACACACACACACACACACACACACACACACACACACACACACACACACACACACACACACACACACACACACACCUGACAAAUGUCAUCUCAGUAUGUUUUCUUGAAGAAAUGCUCCAGACGAAUUGAAGGACGAAAACAAAGUUGUAUAAACACACCCAGCGUCGGUUGGUAUUUGAAAGCAAGGGCGUAAUUUUAUUGUGGUUUAAACGGUCCCAUGUUAGUUCCAUUGUAUACUGAUGUAGCUGUACACUGUGCAGUUAUGUUCUCUGUAUAUCCUCAGUGCAUGUCUGUUUCAUACUGUAUAUGUGAAGGAUCCUGCCAUUGCCAGGAUAUUUGUUGCAGUGAAUCGAUACUGUUCAGUUUUGGGGUUUGAAAUACAUAUAUGUUCUAAAUAGAUAUGUAGAUGUUCUGAACCUUGUUGCACUGUGUUAAACAGUAAUUGGGCCAAAACAAACUGUGCAGUUGUUUGUCUGGGGAGAGUUGAUGAAUGCAACGUUUUAUAAGCUGCUAAAAAAAUCACACACACACACACACACACACACACACACACACACACACACACACACACACACACACACACACACACACAAACAAACAAUGGUUAUGUAUUAUUGUCACUUUUGUAUUUGUGAGACAGCCUUUGUGGAUUAUUGUUUCUGCUUAGUGUCAUGCCUGGGACACAUUGUAAAUGGAAAUAUUGGUAUUUUAGGAUUGCUUAAUGUACCAGUUAUGCCACAGACCAAAAUGCCUCCAUGUCCCUGAUAUGCCAGGAUGUACCAUUUACCAUCCUACUCCUCUUACCCUGCAGUUUGUCCAUUUGUAAGAAGAGCAUUAGCUCUGUGUCUCUCUGUUAAUGUGAAUCUUUAUGUUGUUUAACAUUAUAUUGUCUCCAGAAGGGAAGAAUGUGGACAGACUGAUGACAUUCCUGCGUUUUAACUGAAUAGCCGGUCACCCAACAGUGACUACGAUCAAAGUCCACAGUCAGGUUUCUAUUUGUCUCCACUUGUCUUAAUCCUAGUCAUGUCCCACAUUUUACUGACACUUUGCAGUGUUGGACUAUGUCUUUAUCUACAAAGUAGAUUCCUAUACACAUUUGAUGAUUAAAUUAUUUAUGGAAUAAAAUGCACACAAAUAUAUAUAUAUAUAUAUAAAUUUACCUGUAAAGUUGUAGGUUUCAGUACUAGUUUGUGAAUGGUCAAGUGAAUUUUUGCACGUUGGAUUUCUUGGUUGGUUUCUUGAAGGAAUGUAUUUUACUAGCCUUGCUUAAUCCUUUGGUGAACUUAUAUACUGGUACAUUUUUUCUAUAAAAAGACAUUUUAAUGUAUGUGUUUUUCAACAGUAACACUGAGAAUAUGUAACACUCUUUACUGUCUGUUUACCUAAUGUGGUGUCUUAAGUGCCAUUUAUGCUAAAUCAUGAAAGUGUCACAAAUAUAUAAAAAUGUGCAGUAAUUGAUAUUAAUAAGUGCUAACUAAGUGUGCUAAAAGAGGCAUGUAUACCUACACAGAUGAUGCAUUUCACAGUGCAUAGUGAUUUUAAAUGCCUUCUAAAUAUAUGCGGAGGGUUAUGGUACCUGUUCUAGAGGUUUCAGGUUGCCUUUGGUUCUUUCUACGUACUUUGUGCUGCAUAGCAACUGUGGUAUGAAUGCUUCGGUUGUAAGUCUUUGUGUCAUAUGUGUAAACUAAAAUCUCAAUAAAAGAGGGGGACUAAACUAA
Micropterus dolomieu (smallmouth bass) is the source of this 4322-nucleotide messenger RNA. RefSeq names its product rhophilin, Rho GTPase binding protein 2 (gene rhpn2). The record is from RefSeq and is a predicted model, not a curated record. Gene Ontology annotation, biological process: negative regulation of stress fiber assembly; signal transduction. Gene Ontology annotation, molecular function: protein binding. NCBI's taxonomy places the organism in Eukaryota, Metazoa, Chordata, Actinopteri, Centrarchiformes, Centrarchidae. Bases 176 to 2230 code for a protein of 684 amino acids. The transcript is spliced from 15 exons.